AUGUCUUCCUCUGAUUCAAGACGUGGAGUGCGUAAACGUACACAUGACAGAGCCUUUAGUAGUCGUUCAACUACUGUAGACUCGUUGCCUUCAUCCUGUAAUGGUCAAAAACCUCCUUCGAGUGUACAUUUCAAGUCUAAGUCCAUGUCUACAAGUUUGAAAAGAAUACAAAAGGAAUUAACGGACAUCAUGUCAGAUCCUCCGCCCAAUUGCAGUGCAUUUCCGCGAGGAGAUAAUCUCUAUGAAUGGGUAUCAACUUUAUUAGGUCCUCAAGGAUCUGUUUAUGAAGGUGGAAUAUUUUUCCUGGACAUUCACUUUUCUAUGGAGUAUCCGUUUAAGCCCCCAAAAGUAAUUUUUAAAACUCGUAUCUAUCACUGCAAUAUUAACAGUCAAGGUGUGAUUUGCCUAGAUAUACUCAAGAAUAAUUGGUCUCCUGCUCUUACUAUUAGUAAAGUUUUACUGUCCAUUUGCUCGUUACUUACUGAUUGCAAUCCUGCCGACCCGCUUGUUGGAUCUAUUGCUAGCCAAUACAUGCAUAACAGAUCAGAACAUGAUCGCAUUGCACGACUGUGGACACAAAAAUAUGCAAAUUCUGCUACUUAUCCCUCUACUGGGCAUUCACAUGGUAUGAAUGUGGAUUCCGAAUCUUCUAGGAGAGAAUCACGUAUGACACUAUCCCCCACCCCAAGAUCAUCAGAUUCCGGACAUUCAGGCUUCGCGUCAUCAAACAAAGACGAAAUUCUAACUGAAGUACCAUGUACAGAAAGCAGUAGUGCAAGUGCCUGUACAAGCAUUGGUGCUAGAAGUGAUGGAGGAGAAAGUGUAGAUGAAGUUCUCGAAGACGACACUCCCGUACCUUCUGCAGAAACAAAUAUUGCCCAUUCAUUCACUCCAGCUUAA
Molecule: messenger RNA, 900 nt
Organism: Schistosoma rodhaini
Lineage: Eukaryota; Metazoa; Platyhelminthes; Trematoda; Strigeidida; Schistosomatidae
Source: the annotation of a GenBank genome assembly